Triticum turgidum subsp. durum (durum wheat) is the source of this 1107-nucleotide messenger RNA. Lineage: Eukaryota; Viridiplantae; Streptophyta; Magnoliopsida; Poales; Poaceae. The record is from the annotation of a GenBank genome assembly.
AUGGAGAUGCUGAGCAUGCUGAAGGUGGGGUACACGGUGCUGCGCAGCGAGACGCCGGCGACGGACCUCGUCAACACCUUCAUGGACUGGGCGGCUCGCCGGUCGCUCCUCCUUCUGGCGCUCUUCAUGCCCCCCUACUACGUCUACAAGCUCACCGCGUCGGCCGCCGCCACCGUCGCGCCGCAGGACGUCGCGGGGAAGGUCGUGCUCGUCACGGGCGCCUCCUCCGGCAUCGGCGAGCAAAUAGCUUACCAGUACGCGAAGAAGGGAGCGAGGCUGGCCCUGGUGGCACGGAGGGAGGGAAGCCUGCGCGAGGUCGCCGCCAAGGCGACCGAUCUCGGCUCGCCGGACGUGCUCGUUGUGCCCGGGGACGUGGCGAGGCCGGAGGACUGUAAGGCGUUCGUCCAGGCCACAGUCGAGCGCUUUGGCCGGUUGGAUCAUCUCGUGAACAAUGCCGGUCUGGUCAACGUGUGCUGGUUCGAGGAGAUGCCCGACGUCGCCACUUUCAAGCAAGUCUUGGACGUGAACUUCUGGGGCACGGUGCAUCCAACCCACGCCGCUCUUCCUCACCUGACGAGGAGCCGCGGCAAGAUCUUCGUCAACUCCUCGGCCGCGGCGGUGCUGGCAAUGCCUAGGAUGAGCUUCUACAAUGCUAGCAAGGCUGCCGUGCUGAGCUUCGCCGACACCCUGCGGAUGGAGCUCGGCGACGAGGUGGGCGUCACGGUGGCGACGCCCGGAUGGAUCGAGUCCGAGAUGACCAAGGGGAAGCACCUCUCCAAAGGAGGGAGAGUCGAGGUCGAUCAAGACACGAGGGAUGCUCAGGUGGGGCUGUUUCCGGUGGUGCGUGCCGAGCGGUGCGCCGAGGCCAUCGUGGACGCCGUUUGCCGCGGCCGGCGCAGCGUCACCGUGCCGCUGUGGUACCGGGCGCUGUUCCUCUGGCGGUCGUUGGCGCCGGAGGUGGGCGACGUCCUGCAACGCGUGUUCUACCGCCGGAGCUCCGGCGACGGGGGCAGGCAGAUGAGGGCGAGGAGGGUCCUGGAGGUCACGGGCGCCAAGCGCGUGCUGCAGCCGCCGUCGCUGCACACCUCGGAUAUCAAACGGGAGUAG